UCUGCCUGACGGCGCUCGCUGCCGGCUGUCCUCCUGACUCGUUCUGGGACCACGGAUGAGGAUGCAACCUGGCGCCAACUGAACCUGCUGGUCAGCCCCGCGUCCCGCAGCCGGCCGAUAGCGGUCUCCCGCCGUGACUGGUUUCUCCCACGCUGGCUGUUGAUUUCCUUCGGCUGCAGGUGAUGCUUUUGCAUUAAAAAAGACACCAUAAACAACAAGGACAAAGGGGGGGGUUUGAAACCGACGAUAUCAAGAUGGCAGACAAGGAUAGUGUGGAGAAGUACUUGGAAAACAAUCCCCAGUUUGCGAAAGAGUACUUUGACAGGAAGGUGAACGCCCAAGCGCUGACGGCUGCCUUCGGCUCCAAAGUUGAAGCCAAGGAUGCCAACUCGUUCAAGGACAUCACGGCCAUCCAGGAGGCGGUGGUCAUCUUUGAGCUGGUGCAGGAGAUGCAGAAGGUGGGGAACAUGGAGCAGUCCAUGCACAAGGUCCUGCAGAGAGUGUGCUCCAUCAUCCAAGCGGACAGGGUCAGCUUUUUCUUUUGUCGCUCACGAAACGGAAUACCCGAGCUCACGACUAACCUCUUUGACAUCACGCCGACUUCUCCGUUCGAGACCAACUUGGUGCAUCCCCGGAGUGAGAUCGUUUUCCCCACAGAUAUCGGAAUUGUGGGACACACGGCGCACACCAAAAAGCCGCACAACGUACCAGAUGUCACCAAGAAUUCCAAAUUUAGUGACUUUGUGGACAGACAGACAGACUACAAAACCAAGAACAUGCUGACGUUUCCCCUGAUGGCCGAGAAGGAAGUUCUGGGGGUUGUCAUAGUGCUCAACAAAAUCGGUGCAGAUGCCUUCACCAACGAGGAUGAGAAGCUCUUCCACAGGUACAUGAACUUCGCUCAGGUCAUCGCGCUGCAGGAACACACGGCCUACAUGUUCAACGUGGAGUCCAGGAGGAGUCAGGUGCUGCUCUGGUCGGCCAGCAAGGUGUUUGAAGAGUUGACAGACAUUGAGAGACAGUUCCACAAAGCCCUGUACACCGUACGGACAUACCUCAACUGCGAGCGCUACACUGUGGGACUCCUGGACAUGACCAAGGAGAAGGAGUUCUACGAUGAAUGGCCGGUGAAACUGGGAGACGUGGAGCCCUACAAGGGGCCAAAGACACCCGACGGCAGGGAAAUUAUCUUCUACAAAAUCAUUGACUAUUUGCUGGAGGCCAAAGAAGAAAUUAAAGUCAUACCGGGUCCCCCCGCCGAUCACUGGGGGCUGGUCAGCGGUCUGCCCACCUACGUAGCCGAGAACGGAUUUAUCUGCAACAUGAUGAAUGUAGCAGCAGAUGAAUAUUUCACCUUCCAGAAAGGGCCAGUGGACGACUCAGGCUUUGUCAUCAAGAACGUCCUGUCUCUGCCCAUCGUCAACAAGAAGGAAGAAAUCGUGGGCAUCGCCACCUUCUUCAACAGAAAGGACGGCAAGCCCUUCGACGAACACGACGAGCAGAUCACAGAAGCCCUCACCCAGUUCCUGGGCUGGUCCGUGCUGGUGUGUGACACCUACGACCGCCUGAACCGCAUGGAGUGGCGGAAGGACAUCGCCCAGGAGAUGCUCAUGUGUCAGACCCAGUGCACGCCCGCCGAGCUGCAGACCAUCCUGAACACCAAGGAGAAGUUUGACGCCCUACCAGAGGACUGUGACCAGAAGGAGAUGUACAAACUCUUGAGAGCGACGUGCCCAGUGGCGACCGACGUCCACGGGGAAUCCCUGCUCCUCUUCUCCUUCAGCGACUUCCCCUCCUCCGAGAACGACCUCAUCAAGGCCGGCAUCCGCAUCUUCUUCGAGCUCAACGUGGUGGAGAAGUUCAAGGUCCCCGCAGAGACGCUGACCAAGUGGAUGUACACCGUCCGGAAGGGCUACCGUGACAUCACCUACCACAACUGGAGGCACGGCUUCAACGUGGGCCACACCAUGUUCUGUCUGCUGCAGACGGGUAGACUUCGGAAGUACUACUCUGACCUGGAUGCCUUCGCCAUGGUGGCGGCCGCGUUCUGCCACGAUAUCGACCAUCGAGGAACCAACAACCUCUACCAGACCAAGAGUGGCUCCCCUCUGGCCAAACUCCACGGCUCCUCCAUCAUGGAGAGACACCACCUCGAGUUCAGCAAGACCAUCAUGGCAGAAGAGAGCCUCAACAUUUUCUGCAACCUCCAGAAGCGACAGUUCGAGACGGUACAGCACCUGUUUGACGUCUGCAUCAUUGCCACUGAUCUGGCGCUCUACUUCAAGAAGCGAACCAUGUUCCAGAACAUCGUGAACGCCACAGAGCCCAUGGAGGACGAGAAGGAAGCCAUUGCAUACAUCUCCAACAACGCCACCCGCAAGGAAAUCAUCAUGGCGAUGAUGAUGACUGGCUGUGAUUUGUCGGCUAUUACCAAGCCUUGGGAGGUUCAAAGCAAGGUGGCUCUGAUGGUGGCCGCUGAGUUCUGGGAACAGGGAGACUUGGAGAGGAGUGUCCUCGACCAGCAGCCUAUUCCCAUGAUGGACAGAAAUUGUGCAGAGCAGCUACCCAAGAUGCAGUGCGGUUUCAUUGACUUUGUGUGCUCGUUUGUGUAUAAGGAGUUCUCCCGGUUCCACAAGGAGAUCACGCCCAUGUUCGACGGGUUGAAGAACAACCGCGCGCACUGGGAUGAGCAGGCACAGGUGUACAACGCCAAGAUGAAGCUCAUCGAAGACGAGAAGAAGAAGCUGGAGGACGCGGCCGGAGGCAAAGAGGACGGUGGCAAGUCCAAGACGUGUACCAUCUGCUAAAGCAUCUUGUCUUGUCUGCACCCUGGCUGGUCUGAAGAGGUCCACACCAGCCUGUUGUAGUCCAAUCUGGACCACUGCUCUCUAGACUAGUUGGAUCUAGGCUAGAUUAGGCAGCUGGGCCUUUUAGACCCACCGACCCCAGCCUGGGAUCAGAGGGUCUCUCUUGGUCUUGUUGAUGUUAGUCUAGCGUUGGAUCCAGGGUUGGUUCUGAUAUUCUGGGUGGUCUGGAUCAGGGAGGCUCGCGAUGGGUUUCGGAGUAGCGGUAAGGAGGAGUGGGGUCUUUGAGGAGGUUUUCAGACUUGUUCAGACUCGUUAAGACACACCCAUUUAUUGUUGGGUUUUUUUUGUUUUUGUUUUUUGAAGACACACUUUAACCUCUUAAGGUGAGUGGGUACCUGGCAAUUUAUGUUUUCCAAAUCGACCACAUUUGUGAGAAGUUAUCUAUUCUCUAUAUAUUGACCGUUAUCAAGGGGGGUUUAUGGUCGCAUAACCAAAUCUGACUGAAACUCAAAUUAGACAAUUACAAAUGCAAGAGCAGUUAACUCGUUUUUAGAAAUUCUCAGAAUUAGUUGGAUGGUAUUCCCGUUACAACAACCAAUGUUUAGCCUCUUCUGUCCUCCUUGGUGGUGACGACGGUGAACAUUGGUGAAGUUGGGCGGCGGUACUGUACACCUACUGGGGGAUUGACACUCCUAGUUAAGAGAUUCUGUAUGGUUUUUAAACUCGACUUCAGAAGAACAAUGACGAUUUGAUAUUCAUGGGAUUGUAUAUUUAGAAAAAAAAGGUAGAAGUGGACUAGGAAGGGGCAGGAACGCCAGACAAUGCAAGUUUUAAUCAUUUUGGUUCUAGCUAGCUAGCGGCUAUUGAGGGUAAUGUAGUUUCGAUGGGUGGCAGGGGGAUACGUUUUAAUAUGCAGAUAUAUUUAUUUUUUGAAUAUUUGUCUGAGGAAAUGUUUUGUACUUUGUCUGUUUUUGAAUGGGGAGCCAGUAGGGCUUGACAGUUGAUCCAAAUCGGUAGCGAUAUUCAGGUCAGGUCAAGAUACACAUUUAUUUGUAAGGUUCUUGCUAACCUUUUCUUUCUGCUAUAUUGUUAAGCAGAUAAUGAGACAGGACUACAAUAACUUGCAAUAUACAUAUAUACAAUUUAUAUGCACGUUAGUCUAAACUUCAAUUCUGUAAUUGUUACUUAAAUUGUACUUAAAUGUAUAUGAUGAACUUCCAAAUAUUGUAGUGAAAAAAAGAGAGAUAAUACUUUGCAAUUGUUAAAUAUCCAUCAUGGGCACACAUACGAACAUAAGUCAUUCAAAUGUGGACAAAUAGACGUGGACUAAAACGGAGCUUUACGUGUCCAAAGCUAACAGGUCUAGCAAGCAACAGGAGGGCUGUGUAGCUCAAGAAAAUACGAUUAAAUUUGGAGAUCCACCCCAGCUUAAGGCUUUAAAUACCCUUCCUGCAGAGAAGAUAAGGGCUGACCUAACCCCAGCCCUGUCAUGUCUGUGCAUGGCGAUGGCUCCUGUGCUUGUUCCUGCAGUAGCGCCUGCUUAUGCUCACGCAGUGCACAGUUCAUGACCUAAUUACGCGAUCACACAGGCUGUUUGUUUUCAGUCUGAUGAACCAUGAACCCGUUGCGACGGUAAAGAGAUAAUGUAAAUGUAAAACAAAAAACAUUUGGUCCACAACAAAUGCGGGUCUAGAGGACUGAAGGAGGAUUUGCGACUUUUACGCGACUUUGACCCCCUGGAGUUAUGCAACAUGUCCGCCACUAUAAUCCACGGGACAUCGAUCAGAGGCUAAUCCUAUCCCCAUGGCUUUGAGGCUAUCUUGUGUAUCUAGUCCAGCUUGUGUUCAUGUUCUGGACGCAAGUGAGCCAAACUGCUAAAGGCUUUGUCUUUAUAAUUCGUUAGGAGUAUAUCGAUAUUUUAAAUGGUACGUUUUAAAAGUGCCCUAGGACAAGCUACAUACAUACACCUGUUUUGUUGUCAGGGAAUUACAUUUUCCGCACAAAUUUCAAAUGAAGCAUCUCUGGUUAGUUAUAAAUGUAAAUAAACAUCUGAUCAGGGGAGAAUGAGUUUGAAUUCAAACCCAACGCUGGGUUGGUUUGUGUAAUGGUGCCACGGCAUGAAGAGAGGAACGCUAUCUCCACAUCGCUGACCGCCGCUGUACAUUAACGUAUGUUUCAUCAGAUGUAACCUGUAUAUACAAAAUAAAGGAAAGGAAACGUA
Molecule: messenger RNA, 5028 nt
Organism: Gadus macrocephalus (Pacific cod)
Lineage: Eukaryota; Metazoa; Chordata; Actinopteri; Gadiformes; Gadidae
Gene: pde6c
Product: phosphodiesterase 6C, cGMP-specific, cone, alpha prime
Exons: 22
Coding region: 255-2807 (850 amino acids)
Biological process (GO): signal transduction; visual perception
Molecular function (GO): protein binding; 3',5'-cyclic-nucleotide phosphodiesterase activity
Source: RefSeq, a predicted model, not a curated record